AUGUGGAACACUCCAGAAGGAUGGUGGAACACUCCAGAAGGAUGGUGGAACACUCCAGAAGGAUGGUGGGACACUCCAGAAGGAUGGUGGAACAUCCAUAAGGAUGGUGGAACACUCCAGAAGGAUGGUGGAACACUCCAGAAGGAUGGUGGAACACUCCAGAAGGAUGGUGGAACACACCAGAUCGAUGGUGGAACACUCCAGAAGGAUGGUGGAACACACCAGAAGGAUGGUGGAACACUCCAGAAGGAUGGUGGAACAUUCCAGAAGGAUGGUGGAACACUCCAGAAGGAUGGUGGAACACUCCAUAAGGAUGGUGGAACACUCCAGAAGGAUGGUGGAACACUCCAGAAGGAUGGUGGAACACACCAGAUGGAUGGUGGAACACUCCAUAAGGAUGGUGGAACACUCCAGAAGGAUGGUGGAACACUUCAGAAGGAUGGUGGAACACACCAGAUGGAUGGUGGAACACUCCAGAAGGAUGGUGAAACACACCAGAAGGAUGGUGGAACACUCCAGAAGGAUGAUGGAACACUCCAGAAGGAUGGUGGAACACUCCAGAAGGAUGGUGGAACACUCCAGAAGGAUGGUGGAACACACCAGAUGGAUGGUGGAACACUCCAUAAGGAUGGUGGAACACUCCAGAAGGAUGGUGGAACACUCCAGAAGGAUGGUGGAACACACCAGAUGGAUGGUGGAACACUCCAGAAGGAUGGUGAAACACACCAGAAGGAUGGUGGAACACUCCAGAAGGAUGGUGGAACAUUCCAGAAGGAUGGUGGAACACUCCAGAAGGAUGGUGGAACACACCAGAAGGAUUGUGGAACACUCCAGAAGAAUGGUGGAACACUCCAGAAGGAUGGUGGAACACUCCAUAAGGAUGGUGGAACACUCCAGAAGGAUGGUGGAACACUCCAGAAGGAUGGUGGAACACACCAGAUGGAUGGUGGAACACUCCAUAAGGAUGGUGGAACACUCCAGAAGGAUGGUGGAACACUCCAGAAGGAUGGUGGAACACUCCAGAAGGAUGGUGGAACACUCUAUAAGGAUGGUGGAACACUCCAGAAGGAUGGUGGAACACUCCAGAAGGAUGGUGGAACACACCAGAUGGAUGGUGGAACACUCCAUAAGGAUGGUGGAACACUCCAGAAGGAUGGUGGAACACUCCAGAAGGAUGGUGGAACACACCAGAUGGAUGGUGGAACACUCCAGAAGGAUGGUGGAACACUCCAGAAGGAUGGUGGAACACACCAGAUGGAUGGUGGAACACUCCAGAAAGAUGGUGGAACACUCCAGAAGGAUGGUGGAACACACCAGAUGGAUGGUGGAACACUCCAGAAGGAUGGUGGAACACUCCAGAAGAAUGGUGGAACACUCCAGAAGGAUGGUGGAACACUCCAGAAGGAUGGUGGAACACUCCAGAAGGAUGGUGGAACACUCCAGAAGGAUGGUGGAACACUCCAUAAGGAUGGUGGAACAUUCCAGAAGGAUGGUGGAACACUCCAGAAGGAUGGUGGAACACUCCAGAUGGAUGGUGGAACACACCAGAAGGAUGGUGGAACACACCAGAGCGCCUGGAAGGCCACAGAAGGCAAAACACCUGCUCUGGAUAACGAAACACCUGCCCUGGAUAACAAAACACCUGCCCUGGAUAACAAAACACCUGCUCUGGAUAACAGAACACCUGCUCUGGAUAACAAAACAACUGCCCUGGAUAACAAAACACCUGCCCUGGAUAACAAAACACCUGCCCUGGAUAACAAAACACCUGCUCUGGAUAACGAAACACCUGCCCUGGAUAACGAAACACCUGCCCUGGAUAACAAAACACCUGCCCUGGAUAACGAAACACCUGCCCUGGAUAACGAAACACCUGCCCUGGAUAACGAAACACCUGCCCUGGAUAACAAAACACCUGCCCUGGAUAACGAAACACCUGCCCUGGAUAACGAAACACCUGCUCUGGAUAACGAAACACCUGCCCUGGAUAACAAAACACCUGCCCUGGAUAACGAAACACCUGCCCUGGAUAACGAAACACCUGCUCUGGAUAACAAAACACCUGCUCUGGAUAACAAAACACCUGCCCUGGAUAACGAAACACCUGCUCUGGAUAACAAAACACCUGCUCUGGAUAACAAAACACCUGCCCUGGAUAACGAAACACCUGCCCUGGAUACCGAAACACCUGCUCUGGAUAACAAAACACCUGCUCUGGAUAACAAAACACCUGCCCUGGAUAACGAAACACCUGCCCUGGAUACCGAAACACCUGCUCUGGAUAACAAAACACCUGCUCUGGAUAACAAAACACCUGCCCUGGAUAACGAAACACCUGCUCUGGAUAACAAAACACCUGCUCUGGAUAACAAAACACCUGCUCUGGAUAACGAAACACCUGCUCUGGAUAACAAAACACCUGCCAUAUCUCAAAAGACUACCACUGAUGUCUUUAAUAGUUUGCAUGAUAUAAUCUACACAGACCUUGACAAAAAUAAGUUCUCAAUUGGCCUCAUCACUAACCUGAGAAGGGCCUUUGAUGCCGUAAAUCAUAAUGACUUCCAACUUAAACUUGAUCUCUAUGGAAUUCGAAGCCUUACUCUGAACUAUAUCUAA
Procambarus clarkii (red swamp crayfish) is the source of this 2616-nucleotide messenger RNA. NCBI's taxonomy places the organism in Eukaryota, Metazoa, Arthropoda, Malacostraca, Decapoda, Cambaridae. The record is from RefSeq and is a predicted model, not a curated record.